Molecule: messenger RNA, 1063 nt
Organism: Klebsormidium nitens
Lineage: Eukaryota; Viridiplantae; Streptophyta; Klebsormidiophyceae; Klebsormidiales; Klebsormidiaceae
Source: the annotation of a GenBank genome assembly
AAAUGGUGGCCAGUUGACAACCCUCCUCAAGCACGUCAGCGCAUCAAAGAAAAUGGCGCAUGAUCCAGCCAAGCACAUCAUCAUCAAGCUGGAUGGCAGCGAUGAAGUGCAGGCAUCCUAUGAUGCAGGAAGAUCGGCACAGGUUGUCUUGAAGGCUUUAGCGACCAAGUUAAGGAGAGAUGGCACGCUGCGGAGGGAGGGUGGGCAAGAUGUUGCGGGGGAUGAGAAGAAGCUGAAAGCUGGGUGGUACAUCUACACGCCUGUCGAAGCAACCGCUACAACGUCAGGGGCUCAUGAAGAGCCUGAAUGGCACCGACGUUUCGUUAUGGAGAAGCUCGACCCGCUGACGACAUCUUUGAUACGCGAGCUGAGUGCCACGAGGUCAGCCAGCAAGGCCAAAACUUCAGAGGUCGACCAGUUGUACCAGGCGCUCCACCUCCGGCUUCUCCCUUACAAGGGGGAUCCCACAUGGGAAGAAGUCAUGGCGCUGCAUGCUGAAGGCGGGGAGCCGUCCGCUUUCUGGGAUGAGCGCGCCGAACCAGCGCAGCGCGAGGCGUACGUUAAGGUACUGGAGGAGAAGAUGGCGUUCGCGGAGGACAUCUUGGAGAUCCGGGACGCUCGCUCAAAGCAGCAACGACACCACCACGGACCAGCUCCGGAUGGAGUUUCUGGCGUGGGCCCAGCAAUCCCAAUUUGCAGUUGUACAGUUUCUUACCGAUUUUGCGGUUGGAGGGCGGCGCUUUACUACAGUGGCCGAGGGGCGGACGGCUGGCACAACAUUACUUUCAGGUUGUUCAAAGGCAUGGACGCGUUCUGGAGCUUCUUCAAGGACGUCGCUAAGACUGCCGUCACCGCUUGCGGCACGACGAUUGAACCCCCCGCGUCAGGAGAGUUCUUUAACCCGAAGAGGAUCAAGCUUAACCUACCGCCGGGUAUGACGGAAGACGAGGUUGGGGAGUUCGUGGAGUCAUACUUCAACAAGGAUGUUGCGAAUCUGGACGAUCUGGCAUGCUUUGAGCUCAAACCCUUCGUGCCGCAGGAAGUGCUUGCGUUUUACGGAUAG